Tribolium castaneum (red flour beetle) is the source of this 3089-nucleotide messenger RNA. It is a transcript of the gene cysu, whose product is annotated as Curly Su. Lineage: Eukaryota; Metazoa; Arthropoda; Insecta; Coleoptera; Tenebrionidae. The coding region runs from base 216 to 2462 and encodes 748 amino acids. Gene Ontology annotation, molecular function: peroxidase activity; heme binding. The record is from RefSeq and is a predicted model, not a curated record. The transcript is spliced from 12 exons. Gene Ontology annotation, biological process: response to oxidative stress.
UAAAAAUUCUCUCUCCUCCUUAGUGCCAAAGCUUUGGUUCUCGGCACCAGCUGGUUUAAUAAGUGACAGUGUAUACGAUUGACCGACCGUACUAACCCACAUCCGUGCUCUUCUCGUGAAAGAAGUAUUGUACAACGCGCGGGUGGAGUGCACUGUGCAGUGCUGCAAACUGUUUUUUUUUCUUUCUUUUUCAAGUGUGCCAUAGGAACUUAAUAAUGAUUUUUAACAGGGGGAUUCCCCUGAGUUGGUGGCUCACAAUACUCCAAAUCAACCUAGGCUUAACUAUACAAUACACUCCAGUGGACCUCACGGGAAAUGGAGAUGGGGAAUGUGCCCUUCUUCUAAGUGGUCCUCCUAGAAGUAGUCACUUUGACUACUCCCUCAACUUACUCAGAGGAAGUCCGUUAGAAUAUAAUGGUCCACACACUUGCAUCACCUACGACGCUGUCAAUGCUGCGUAUCUUGAUGCCCGCAAAAGGAUACACAUUGCUCAACCACAUGGCGACUGGAAGCCUGAAGAUGUGGCAACUGUUGGUGAACUUCUUCUGGACAUUUCGAUAAAUCUGGCACGAACGUACGGUUUGAGUUAUGAAGACAUCGAGAAAGGUCUCCCUCUGAUUGACACUAGCAAGACUUUGAUCCGUGAGGUGUGCCCCCCUUAUUUGUCCAAUGUGGAAUGUCGUGCUGGCAAAUACCGACGAUUUGAUGGCCUUUGUAACAAUUUGGAGCACCCGACUUGGGGGGCCACCAACACUCCGUUUACAAGACUGAUCGGCCCCUUAUAUGCCGACGGCAUGACAGCCCCCCGCAUCAGCGUAACCGGAAGAAACCUUCCUCUAUCCCGUGUCGUCUCCCGCACUAUGCAUCCAGAUGAAGGUUUCCACGAUCACGCCGGUACCGUCAUGGUCAUUGCAUGGGGACAAUUUAUCGACCAUGACUACACUCUCACUGCAACUCCAUUAGACCCUCUAAAUCGAAACGACCCCGAAGAGUGCUGCCACAGACCGCCCCACCUUAAACACCCCUACUGUAACGAAAUAAUCAUCCCCGAAGACGAUUACUUCUACCGAUUAUUCAACGUAAAAUGCUUGGACUUUGUUCGUGCUUUCCCGGCCGCUAGACCUGGUUGUAGACUCGGUUCCCGAGUUCCAUACAACACUUUAACUGGUGUUCUCGACGGUAACACCGUAUACGGAGUUACGGAAAAAUUCGCACGGAAAUUAAGAACCGGAUACGGUGGUCUUCUCCGAAUGAACCCAGCCUUUGAAGAGUACGGACUUAAAGACUUGCUCCCUCUCAAGCUAGACAUCCCUGAUGAAGGGUGCACUAGACCCAAUAGCACCAUGUACUGCUUUGAAGCCGGUGAAAUUCGAGUGAACGAGCAGUUGGUGCUCACUUGUAUGCACACUCUGAUGGCUCGUGAGCACAACCGAAUUGCCAAAGGUUUGGCUCAGGUUAAUCCUCACUGGGAUGACGAAACGCUGUUCCAAGAAGCUCGUCGCAUUAACAUUGCCGAAAUUCAACACAUUACUUACAACGAGUUUCUUCCGAUUCUUUUGGGCAAAGAUGUGAUGGCUAAGUUUGGUUUGCUGUUGCAGAAAGACGGUUAUUGGGAUGGUUAUGAUCAUAAUGUUAAUCCGAAUGUGAUUGAUGCGUUCGCAGCUGCGGCUUACAGAUUUGGGCACUCGCUUCUUCCAACGGCUGUGGAAAGGUGGAGCAAGGCACACAAAUUUAUUGCCUCCAAACGUCUCUCUGAUUUAAUCCGUCGCCCCUACGACUUAUACCGUGCCGGCGUCUUCGACGAGUACCUCAUGGGUCUGAUGAACCAAGUGGCCCAAGCCAUGGACGACUCCAUCACCCAAGAGGUGACCAACCAUCUGUUCAAAAAAGUCGGCGCUCGGUUCGGUAUGGACUUGGUCAGUCUCAACAUGCAAAGAGGCCGCGAAUUCGGCAUUCCGGGCUACAUGGAAUUCCGGAAAUUCUGCGGCCUGCCCGGAGCCAGCAACUUUGACGAAUUGUUCGGUUCCAUGCCCAACGAAACUGUCCGGAAAUACUCGACCAUUUUUGAGCACCCGAGUGAUGUCGAUUUGUGGUCGGGCGGAGUCUCCGAACGCCCCCUUCCUGGAAGCAUGUUAGGGCCCACUUUUGCCUGCAUUAUCGCCACCCAGUUUAGUUACUCGAGGCGAGGUGACCGCUUCUGGUAUGAACUUCCAAACCAACCCUCAUCUUUCACCCCUGAACAACUCCACGAAGUCAGGAAAGCCAGAUUGGCUCGUAUUAUAUGUGACAACACCGAUUUGAUUGACACCAUACAGUUGUACCCAAUGGUGUUGCCGGACCAUGAAAUUAACCCGAGGGUCCCGUGCCGAAGUGGAGUGAUCCCGAGCAUAGAUUUCAGCAAAUGGGCCGAAUUCCCGCACGCAGGCUUCAAUUCUUUUGACCACGUGUUAGGAAAAAAAUAAUUAAUUGAAAUUAACUUUAUGUACAGAUGCCAUUGUAUUAUUUAUUUUAAAAUAUGCCAAGUGAUAAUCUUGAAAGCAAAUCCACGAACUCACAAUCCGACAAGUUGCAUUAAAAUUCGUGAAACUGAUGGCUAAAUAAUUUUGCAACUUGUUAGAACGGUUCUUAUAAAUUAUUGAAAUUUGCUUCUGAGAUUGUCGGUAGAUAAGGAACCAUUUUUCAGUCAAAACUUACAUCAAAACAUUUUAUUUGUAAAUAGGUCGUUUGCUAGGUCAUGCUAUUGUUUCGUUGUAUUGUGACACCCAUUAUAUUUAUAUACGAGUAUUUUUUGUAUAAAUAAUUAAUUGCAUGAGUAUUCUCACUUAAUUUUCUACCUCCAAAACCGACUCAACCUAUUCUAUUUUUCUUCUUUUUGUAACAGAUGAUGUGGAAUGUAUACCAUAGGAUUAAUGCGCGGAUUUAUUUAGUCAGACAAACUUAUCUAGUACUUAACACUGUCAACAAAGUACACGCACACUAUACUUAAAAGAAAAAACAUUAAAAUUGAUUUUUGUACAUAUUGUUGUAGUAAUUUAUUGAAAACUCAUGUGUAUAUGUGUCUAUAUAUUAAUAUAUUUUUAGAUAAACCA